GAGAAUAUGUAAACAACACAUCACCUGUAAUUACAGGUAAACUUGUUUUCAGGGUAAUAAUUAGACGUUUUAUGGUUUUAUCAUAUUAUGGGAUACAUGUCCAAUUGCCGUGUUCCCUAGAGUUGAAAAUUUAGGAGACCAUUACAAAAUAGUUUAGUUUCCUCAGACAGUGACGAUUGACAUUCAAAGAUGGACAACUCCAGAAAGAUGUCUGUCCUGAGAGGAUCCCUCGACAAUCUCCCAGCAUUGAAUUCAAGAGUUGUUAGAAUAUUCAUCAGUUCCACUUUUACAGAUACGUAUGAAGAACGUAAUAUGCUGAUGGAAGAUGUUUAUCCUAAAAUAAAGGCUCACUGUAAGGAAAAACAUGGACUGGAAUUUCAGGUAAUCGAUAUGAGAUGGGGCGUACCAGAAGAGGCUUCAGACGAUCAUAUGUCAUCCUUGCUUUGUUUGCAAGAAAUCUACAAUUGUCAAAAGGUGUCAACUGGUCCAAGUUUUGUGACCUUCUUAAACCAAAAGCAUGGCUACCGGCCGUUACCACUUACUAUUGUCAGUUCAGAAUACAACUUAUUAGUACAAACAUUGAUUGAUUCUGGUGAAGACUCGGCGUUGCUUGUCAAAUGGUACGAGGAAGACCUUAAUGCAGUUCCACCCGUCCAUGUUCUACAGCCAAUCAGUGCAGUGAUACCAGACUAUAAAUCAAAGACACCCGCUGAAAAAUGGAAAGAAUGGCAACCAAUCUACAAUACUCUAGGACAGAAGUUAAGAUUGGCCAGUCAAAUAUGUUUUGAAAAUAUGAAACUUAGCGAGGAAGACAAACUUAAAUACUUCAUGUCCGUAACAGAAGAAGAGAUCAGUGCGGGAUUACUGAAGUUACCCGGCAACGCCUCGGAACAGUGCCUCUGUUUCAUCAGACUAUUUGAGGAUAUUGACCUCAAUGAUAAAGUUGCCCCGAGGUUCAUUGAUAUGGUGGAAAUUGGUAAUGAUGACAAAUCUGAAAAGCAAAGAAUUAUUGAUGAAGAAGCACAAAAAAUAUUGGAGAAACUGCGAGAUGAAAAAGUAACCAACAAAAUUAAGGAUAAAAAAACAAGCUGGUCAAAAUCUAUUGUGAAAUGGGCUCCUCAUACAGGAAUUGGAAAAGACCUCCAUGAAUCGUACCUAAAGGAAUUUGGAGACAAGUUUUACAAUAGUAUGAUCUCACUGAUUGAUAAAGCUGUCACUAACAAACAAAUGUUACUACAAGAUGGUUUGUAUACUGAGGUUUUACAACAUGCAACAAUGGCAAAGGAAAGAUGUGCAAUAUUCCAUGGACGAGAGACAAUCUUAGACAAGAUUGCAGAUUACUUACAGAGAAAAGACAAGUCACCACUUACUGUGUAUGGUCCUUCGGGUAGUGGCAAAACCUCUAUCAUUGCAGAGGCUGCAAGAAAGGUGCAGUUUGUAAAACAUAAAGAUGCAAUCACCAUUUUCCGUUUCCUUGGAACUUCCCCUGACAGUAGUAAUGUCUACAGACUUUUACAUAGUCUUUGUCAGCAGAUUAUGUUGGUAACUACAGGGAAGGAGCCGAAUCUUCCUCAGGACAUUGAUGAUCUAACACGUUUAUUUCACAAACUAAUUCGAGAGUACAAAUCGAAUAAACCCUUGGUAAUACUACUCGAUUCCUUAGACCAAUUGUCAAAAGAACAUGCUGCUCACAAACUCCAUUGGCUUCCUAAAAAGCUUCCCGAAGACGUGAAGAUUGUCACUUCAACGUAUAUUGAAUCCACUGAUAUAAUCGUAUUGCUUAAGUCUUUGUUCUCACCAGACAGUUUUAUUCUUGUUCCUAAGCUUGGGGAAGAAUUAAGCUGUAAAAUUCUUAAAUCGUGGUUGGAUGGAAAAAACAGAACUUUAACAACCGAACAGUUCAAUGUAAUAGAAAAUGCAUUUACACAAUGUAGUUUACCAAUUUAUGUAAAACUCGUUUUUGAGAGUGUCCUUGACUGGCGAUCGUAUACUGUUGUCGAUGAUAACAGUCUUGCUUUUACUGUCAAGGAGAGUAUUAUUAAACUUUUUGAACAUCUUGAACACAAACAUGGAAAAAUGUUUGUAUCUAGGGCUUUUGCAUACAUCACUGCUUCCAAUUCUGGUCUCAGUGAAACCGAACUGGAAGAUAUCCUUUCAAUCGAUGACACUUUAUUGACUGAUGUGUUUCGAAUCCACGUGCCACCAAUAACAAGGAUCCCUCCGUUAUUAUUUGUGCGCUUGCGCCAUGAUAUAUCAUCUUAUCUAGUCGAUAGGGAAGUAGAUGACACAACCGUAUUUUACUGGUACCAUAGACAAUUUAUAGAAGCAGCUCAGUCAAGGUACCUGUCCGAUGAGAUAUUUGAAGAUCAAAUCCAAUCUACAUUGGCAGAUUAUUUCAUUGGAACUUGGUAUAACAAACCUAAACCAUUCACAUACUCAGAUUACCAGGUCAAAAGGUUAAAGUUAGUCUCAAAUACUAUUGAUACUGAUAGGAAAAUAUCUCCGCAGCCACUAACAUUUAAAUACAUUGUUGAAAACAGAGAAAAAGAGAGAUUUAAUAAACGAAAAUUAAAUCGAUUACCCUACCAUCUUACUAUGGCAGGACGUAUAGAAGAAGUACGUUCUAUGUGUCUAUUUAAUUAUGAUUUCUUGUCAGCGAAAAUCAAAGCUGUGUCUGUUCAACAAGUUUUGGAAGAUUUCACUUUGAGUAAGAAUAACGGGAGUACAUUGUUUAGUGUACUCAAACAGAUUCAAUCGUCACUGAUGGCAUUUCCAAAGACACUAGCGAUUGAAAUAUCUGGGCAUUUGACUCCAUUUCUAGCACAGAAAAAAUCAUCUUUAGAAAAAAUGCUCGUUGAAAAAUGUUUCAACGUCAUCAAAUCUGAAGAUAUGCCUGUACCUUAUCAGACUUCGUUCACAAUACCACACAACGCCUUGAUGUACAAAUUCGAACACGAAGCUGUUCCGUUUGGUUCAAAGGUAGUGAUGAUCUCCAAAGAUUCAAAGCAUCUACUGGCAAUGACAGCUGAUAAUGACUUGGUUUCCUGGGACCUGACAACAGGAGAACUGGAGAAAGAAAUCCGCUUAUAUGAUCCCCAGCUGUUAAAGAUGAAUAUUUUUACCAUUGACAAAGAAAAGGAUGUUUGUUAUUUGUGUUCUAGCUACCAGAAGGCUUCUAAUAUUCUUAUUGUCGUUAACAUGGCCGCCUGUGAAUUGAUCAACACAAUUUCACUUUCCAAGACCUACCCCGGAGUUGGUUUUGCCGACAGUUUAAAAUUCGCUGUCACGAGUGAUAAAAUUUUCUGUAUGUAUGUUGGACACAACAUUGAUGUUUUUGAUAAGGCUACUGGAAAGCAUUUGUUUGCUCUUGAUCAAGUACCAGAUAAGUUUCUGAUGUUACCAGACGAAAAGAAGGCUUUGAUACAUGAGAAAAAUUCAACUAAGUUUUUCAUGUACAACAUUCUGAACAAUAAAAUUGAAAGUGAAUUCAACAUCAAUGAAAAACCUAAAGAUUUUAUUUUAGCUCCUGUUGGAAAAGAGAUCGUAGUAUUGUAUCGUGAUAUAUCAUUGGUGAAGGUGUUUAAUAUAGAUGCGACCGAAGGAAACGUUGGCGAAUUGGUUUGCGAUGUCAAAACAUUAGGUAAAGAGAAAAUUUUAUCAUUGGAAUUUUCAAGCAAUGAAAUAUUUCUUAUGUUGAAAUAUAAUACCGGUGUGUAUUUCUGGAACUACAAACUUAACAAAAUGCAACACCAUUUUCAAAUUCCGGACGAGGUGAAACCAGUUCAUAGGGUAACAGACUUUUUUGGACAUUUAACGCCUGAUGGUGAGCUGUUUGUAGUUGCAUACGAAGGGUUUCUUGUUAUAUUCAGUAUGAAAACCAAUAAAGUAGCUAACAUUAUUGAAAUCAACAGAUCAAAGUCUGAAAUAUUUCUAAUGGCCUCUAGCGGUGAAUUUUUCGUCAACACGUCAUCCAGAGGAAAUGCCAUUUCAACAUGGAGGACAUCUGCUUUGACCAUGAAUGAUAAUCAAAUCCAACCAAUGACGAUGAAGACAGCACCAAGGUACAUUGCAAUCGCAAGGUCGGGAAAAGUAGCGGCAAUAAGAGGUAAUUUAGGAGGAGAACUUGCAAUUUUUGAUUUAGUAGCUGGAACUCAAAAAUUUUAUAUUCAAGGGGAUAUUGAUGUGAUGAAGCCAACUGUCACGUGGGAUGGUAAAUAUGCUGUAGUCCGGGAAUAUCACUCGGACGAAGCUGUUAAAAUAUUUAACACCACUUCCGGUGCUUUAGAGAUGCCAUUACCAUUAACAAGCUUACAAGUUAAAGGUAUCACUACGUGUACUACAAUGGUGGCAGUAUACGUUCAGGGCGAUGAUGAUAAAGUUACUUAUGUAAACUUGUAUAGUGUACCAAAUGGCAAACUCUUGCAUAAACUGCAUAGUGGCAGACCUUCCUUACAUGAUAUGGUUUUUGAUUUCACCAGCAAUGAAGAAAUUUUAAUCGUUUCAUCUCCUCACCUAGAAGGUGACCCUACAGUAGCGGAUAUUACUGCGUAUGAUGUAAAAACAGGUGAAGAAACCUACUUCUUAGAAGAUUGUAGGGUUAGAUUUACUACUGUGGUACUGAACGAACCAGCUUUAUUCAUAACACAAAAUGUGAGAAAAUCUGGUGACAUUGUUAUUGUAGUAGAUCUCCAGUCAAAAAAGAUACUAAGGGAAGGGAAAUUGGAAAACAUGGACAGUCAGAAAGACUGGUCGUCAAGUCCAGAUGGGCGUUUCUGUAUUGACAGAGACCGCCAGCUUUAUGACGUCAUCAAUUUUCAAUUCAAGUGGAAAUACGAUGCUGAAGAAGAGUAUCGAAAGCAAUCAACACAACAAACAUAUCCACGUUUUCUCCAUGACAACCAUACUGUCAUAUUUCCAAAUAUUACUGCAGGUUUAUUGAAGUUUGCAACCAUUGAUUCGCCGGAAAUAAAGUUUGUCUGUCCGGUACACGGGAUACCAGUAUGUCUUGAAGUGACAUCCCUUGGUAUGAUUAUAGUUGGUUGUGACGAUGGUCGAGUCAUGAUGCUUCAUAAAUCUAAUAAAGAUGACAUCGUUACGGCAGCAGGUUUGGACGGUGUAGUUAAAAGGGAAGCAAUCCGUAUCAAGAAACAACCAAAACAGAAAACAAAUAAAUCGUCAGUUUGUACAAUUAUUUGAAUACAUGCAUCUGUGCAAGAUUUCGAUUUGUCUUCAUCUGUGAUAAUAAAGAGAAAAG
Molecule: messenger RNA, 5254 nt
Organism: Mytilus trossulus (common blue mussel)
Lineage: Eukaryota; Metazoa; Mollusca; Bivalvia; Mytilida; Mytilidae
Product: NACHT and WD repeat domain-containing protein 2-like
Exons: 9
Coding region: 190-5196 (1668 amino acids)
Molecular function (GO): protein binding
Source: RefSeq, a predicted model, not a curated record